AUGGAUGAUAGGCGUCGUGAGGACUUUGAGAAAGCUUUAAGCGUGCUCGAAAACCGGCACCCAGGGGAGCAGCGGCCGCCACGGUGCGAGCCCAGAGUGCAGCCGGUAAAUGGAAUUGUGCAGCCCCCGGUGAUGCCGCCACCCAAUCGUAAGGGAAGGGUAACCAAUUUCUUGUUAAAACUGAGAACCGCUGUGAAUGCGUUGUCGCGCAACCCUUCCUCGCUGCACUUUCGCCAUCCUGUCGAUACCGUGAAGCUGAAGAUCAGGGACUACCACGAAAAAAUCGCAAACCCCAUGGACUUGAACACAAUCAAGAAAAGAUUUGAGUACACAUACUACUGGGGCGGUGCAGACGUCCUGGAAGACAUUCUAUUGAUUUUCGAAAACUGCAGAGUCUACAACAGUCCGGACUCGCCCGUGUUUAAAGCUGCUGUCAACCUGUGCGAGUGCUUUUGGCUGCGCAUGGCGAAAAUGCAGCAGGAAUUGCACAAUGAGUGUAGGGCUGAGGCCAAGACCAGGCGUCCGCGGAAGGCAGCCAUUUCAAAAACCUCUCCAUUGCCGAAGACCCCGCGCCAGGAAAAGGCUGUCAUUCCAAUGAAUACCAAGGUGGAAAUCAAGAAUGGAAAUCAGCCAAAGGCAGACGAUCCACUGCCUUCAUUUGAGGCCGUUCCCAAUCUACNGAUGACAGAUGAAGAAAAAAAGUAA
This is a messenger RNA of Drosophila guanche, 705 nucleotides long. Its product is annotated as homeotic protein female sterile-like. Gene Ontology annotation, cellular component: chromatin; nucleus. Gene Ontology annotation, biological process: chromatin remodeling; regulation of DNA-templated transcription. The coding region runs from base 1 to 705 and encodes 234 amino acids. NCBI's taxonomy places the organism in Eukaryota, Metazoa, Arthropoda, Insecta, Diptera, Drosophilidae. The transcript has a single exon. The record is from RefSeq and is a predicted model, not a curated record.